Fraxinus pennsylvanica is the source of this 1536-nucleotide messenger RNA. NCBI's taxonomy places the organism in Eukaryota, Viridiplantae, Streptophyta, Magnoliopsida, Lamiales, Oleaceae. The record is from the annotation of a GenBank genome assembly.
AUGGCAUCUGGUGAAUGGCACUGUGAGAAAAGAUUUAAGAAUGAAUCUUCUAGGAAAGAGGAUGAGAAUGUAACUGAAACGGGAUACCUCUCCAUUAUUGUCCUUGGUGCUUCCGGUGAUCUUGCCAAGAAAAAGACUUUCCCGGCGCUCUUUAACCUUUAUGGGAAGGGAUUUUUGCAAUCAGACGAAGUUCACAUCUUUGGCUAUGCAAGGACCAAGAUUUCUGAUGAUGAAUUGAGGGACCGCAUUCGAGGGUAUCUUCCCCAGAGUAAAGAAUAUGCAGAAGAUGUAUCAAAGUUCCUCCAAUUGAUCAAAUAUGUAACUGGCUCUUAUGAUACCUCAGAAGGCUUUCAGGCAUUGGACAAGGCAAUAGCUGAGCAUGAAAUAUCAAAAAACAUCACAGAAGGAUUAUCCAGAAGGCUCUUUUACCUUGCACUUCCCCCAUCAGUAUAUCCACAAGUCUGCAAAAUGAUCAAGAGUUUCUGCAUGAAUAAAUCUAAUCUCGGGGGAUGGACUCGAAUUGUUGUUGAGAAGCCCUUUGGCAAGGAUUUGGCUUCAGCUGAAGAAAUGAGCUCCCAGAUAGGAGAAUUAUUCGAUGAACCACAAAUAUAUCGUAUUGAUCAUUAUUUGGGAAAGGAGCUAGUGCAGAACCUGUUGGUACUUCGUUUUGCAAAUCGUCUCUUCUUGCCUCUCUGGAAUCGUGACAAUAUUGAUAAUGUACAGAUUGUGUUCAGGGAAGAUUUUGGAACUGAAGGCCGUGGUGGAUAUUUUGAUCAAUAUGGAAUUAUCCGUGACAUUAUUCAGAAUCACCUAUUGCAGGUUUUUUGCCUUGUAGCCAUGGAGAAGCCUGUUUCUCUCAAGUAUGAGCACAUCCGUGAUGAGAAAGUGAAGGUUCUCCAAUCGGUGAUUCCAAUUAAAGAUGAAGAGGUGGUUAUUGGACAAUAUGAAGGCUAUAAGGAUGACCCAACAGUUCCUGACAAUUCGAACACUCCUACUUUCGCAACAAUGAUUCUGCGUAUACACAAUGAAAGAUGGGAAGGUGUACCCUUCGUACUCAAGGCAGGGAAAGCUCUAAACUCGAGAAAGGCAGAAAUACGUGUUCAGUUUAAGGAUGUUCCUGGCGACAUAUUUAAAGGUCAAAAAGAAGGAAGAAAUGAAUUUGUAAUACGUCUUCAACCUUCAGAGGCCAUGUACAUGAAGCUUAUGGUCAAGCAGCCCGGCCUGGAGAUGUCAACUGCUCAAAGUGAACUAGACUUGUCUUACACACAACGUUACCAAGGGGUUGUCAUUCCAGAGGCUUAUGAACGUCUAAUUCUUGACACAAUAAAAGGAGAUCAGCAACAUUUUGUACGUAGAGACGAGUUGAAGGCUGCAUGGGAGAUUUUUACACCCCUUCUACACCGAAUAGACGAUGGAGAGUUUAAGCUAAUUACAUACAAGAUGGGAAGUAGAGGGCCUGUAGAAGCAGACGAAUUGUUAGAAAGGGCAGGUUAUGUUCAAACACAUGACUAUAUAUGGAUGCCUCCAUCCUUAUGA